GUAAAAUUGAAGGUCUUAGCUUUUUCUCUCUUUCCUUUGCAUUGCUUUGUGUCAUACACUAUAAAGCUGAGAAAGGAGACCAGAUGCGAACGUGCAUUUUUUUGUGGUUUUGCAUUAUUUUUUGAGGCAAUUCAGAGCAGUCCCAAAGAUUUCGUCUUUCAGACUACCGCCUUCACCUAAGAGCUCCUGCACCCAAAAUUUUAAGGUCAAUCAGGUUGAUAAGUGGUCUUAGUAACCUUGCUUAUAGGGACGAUGACCGAAGGGUCAUGCAUGGCUCGGCAUCCAGGCUCGGCGCAAUCCCAUCACUAUCGGCUCGAGCCAACCAUCGACCUCUGCUCAAUGGACAUGACCGUCUUAGAAAGACAACGAACCAGGCUUAAAUGGCUCAAGCCCCAAGACUUCGGUGGCUCGGCUUCAACUAACCUCUUCCCCACUGGCUCACAAGCAGAUAAGCAUCAGGAGUCAUCGACGGCGCUGAUCGAGAUGCUGAGCCGGGCGGACGGUAGGGAUGGGGGGUGGCCGGAUCUGACGGCUGGGUACUUGGCUCAGGGAGGCGGCUUCGAGCCUUUGCCUGAACCGGCUCGACUAGGGUUUGGAACCGGUGGGUCGGCGGCGGCUAAUAACAGUGAGAUGGAGGCGGCUUGUCGUGGAUUAGGGCAAGCUGCGAUUUCUAGAAGCUCGAGUUGUCCAGCUGACAUUGACGGGCAAGAAGAAGAUGAGAAAGGGAGGGUUGCUGCUUCCCUAAAAGGAAGUUUUAAGAAGAGGAAAGCAGAGAAAGCUCAAGGUCACGCAUCAGAGGCCUCUAGCCCUAAGGGGAUGGUGACCGAAGAAAUGAAAGACAAGAGGAUCAAAGGAGAGAGAGAUGGUGAUGGAGAUGAAGAGGUUUCGAAGCAGAGGAGAAACGACAACAAUAACACUAGUGAAAUGUCAGUUGAGACGACAAAGGACAGUUCAAAGGCAUCAGAGGUUCAAAAGCCUGAUUAUAUCCAUGUCCGUGCUCGUCGAGGCCAGGCCACUGAUAGCCAUAGCUUAGCAGAGAGAGUAAGAAGGGAGAAGAUCAGUGAAAGGAUGAAAUAUUUGCAAGACUUGGUACCAGGAUGCAACAAGAUCACAGGCAAGGCUGGGAUGCUGGAUGAGAUCAUCAACUAUGUUCAAUCUCUACAACAGCAAGUAGAGUUCUUGUCAAUGAAAUUGGCAGCCGUGAAUCCCAGGCUGGACUUUAACAUCGACAACUUCUUCACAAAAGAGAUAUUUUCUCCUUGCAAUAGCAGUAUGGUCUCCCCUGAACUUGCGUCUGCUUCGUACCUUCAUUUUAACACAGCUCAACCCGCUGCCAUGCAACCAGUAACACCGUGUUGUGGGCUAGAUGUACCAAUAAGCACCACUGAGGCCCUACGAAGAACUACGAGUGGACCUGUUACGAUCCCUGACCCAUUUAUUGAGCCCGGAUUCCAAGGCAAUGGAUCUUUGCCUACUUGGGAUGCUGAUCUUCAGGCCCUUUACAACAUGGGCUUCCUACAAGGAAGACCAGCUGCCUUUCCAUCCCCACCAUUUCCAGGAACUCAGGAAGCCAACAACUUGAAGAUGGAAAUGUGAUCCCACCCACCCAUGUUUUGAUCUCGUCCUUGUCAACGAACCGGAGCAAUAUCCAAAAUUGCGCUUGAUGAAGCUUCUUAUUCUUUGCUACCGUAUGUAUUAUAUAUAUAU
Messenger RNA from Amborella trichopoda, 1707 nucleotides. Its product is annotated as basic helix-loop-helix protein 79. The record is from RefSeq and is a predicted model, not a curated record. Gene Ontology annotation, molecular function: DNA-binding transcription factor activity; protein dimerization activity. Gene Ontology annotation, biological process: regulation of DNA-templated transcription. Gene Ontology annotation, cellular component: nucleus. Lineage: Eukaryota; Viridiplantae; Streptophyta; Magnoliopsida; Amborellales; Amborellaceae.